This is a messenger RNA of Alosa sapidissima (American shad), 3052 nucleotides long. RefSeq lists its product as uncharacterized. Bases 138 to 404 code for a protein of 88 amino acids. The record is from RefSeq and is a predicted model, not a curated record. NCBI's taxonomy places the organism in Eukaryota, Metazoa, Chordata, Actinopteri, Clupeiformes, Clupeidae. The transcript has 2 exons.
UUACUACGACAUAAUUUCCAUGGAGCGAGGACCUUUAGAGAUUCGUGGUCGUCGAUGUUGUUUAGAGGAGUAAAUCAUACUAAGACAUCUUCAAGCACCCCCACGUAACUUCUAUUCGGGUUCUCCAGUCAGUAAAUAUGGAUCUUUCAUUUAUGGCAGCACAGAUCCCUGUGAUGACAGGUGCCUUCAUGGAUUCCUCACCCAACGACGACUACAGCACGGAGCACUCCCUCUUUAACUCCUCGGCCAGCGUUCACGUGGCGACGGCAUCUGCCUCCUCUGCCCAGGCCCCGCCUGACGACCAGCAGCAGAUGUCCUGCGACGCCAUCUGGCUCUGGAUCGCCAUCGUGGCCACCAUCGGCAACAUCGUUGUGGUCGGGGUGGUCUACGCCUUCACUUUCUGAACACCCCCCCCACCCCCCCCACCCCCACCCCCCUGACCCUGAGAGCAUACGUGACAGCGACCACACAGGGGAUGUGCUAUAAAACUUUACAGCACCACCAAGUUCCCUGGUGGUCCAGUGCCGUGACUCUGUCUUGGAUCUAUGGAGAUACCGAGACCCUAAUAACCAUCUGGCUCCCGCAGAUCUUCACUGCCAUGCGAGUUUAGCUGGAAGGACUCCCCCCUACCCUCGACUCAAAUCGUGUGUGCACACUUUCACUAGAGCGGAGUGUGGGGCUUAAAAGAGGAUUAUGAUGUAGUUAGUGAAUUGGACCUACUUAAUCGCCCCCCAGAUAGAUGAGAGGCAAUUAAGGAAAGUGCAGCUUAAUUAUUUGGAUGAAGGGACCAUGAAUCUUGAAAUGUUCCAAGUGAAUCGGGUCAUUACUGUUGCAUUGCUCUGCACUUGGCAAACUUAUUACAUAAUAAAUAACUUGUAAAUUUAACUGCCGGAGGUGGGUGACUUGAAACAACAGUGCUGCCGCUGUGGUGGGUGGCGCUUUUUGCAUGAGCCCUGUUGUUCUUUCUUUAAUGAGGGUUCGAUCUGAGAACUCCAUGGAGUGCAUUAAGCCCCAGCUCCCGUUCCUUGUUCAGCCACACGACCAACACGGAAGUGCAGCUUCCUAGGCCAUCCCCAAACAUGUACUAUAAUGCUCUCCUGAUGUUCCUUUGUCACAGGCUAUUAAACUAUCAGCGCUGAAUGGACUUGGGACUACAACAACAGAAAACUGCAGUCAUAAUUGUCUUGUCACUGUAUGCAAAUAGUAAUGAAAUAUUUUAUAUGAUAAAGAAACAUUCCUCCUCAUGAUAGAGGUUCUGUGGCAGCUGUUGCCAUAGUGAUUUUACCUAAUAUGGCACUUUAAUAGUAGGCUAUUUCUUCAAAAACAGACAGGGCUCACUCACUGUGGGUGUUAUUUUGAUCGAAAUCAAUAUGGGUAGCCAGUCAUACUUUAGUCAGUUCAGAAAGAUGGCAAAAAAAUAAAUAUUUUGGAAAAUGGUAACACAUCUCUUCAGAUUAAGUCAGUUAUUGCAUCUAUUUACAAGGUUAGACCUAAGUAAGAGCUUGAAACAUUUCAGUCUAUGUUAGUACGACACAACUGCUUCCCAAAAAGAUAGUUUGAACUAUGGUGGUGCAACUUAGACCUGCAUAGUCCGAUGCAUCGUUAAGCUACACAAGUGUUUCCCAAAACCAUAGUUCCAAUGAAUGUUCGCAUACACUGUUGCAUACAAGUUAUGUAGUUACAACUACACCUCUCAACGUGUGGUAGACCGAUGAGUAGGAGCAUAGUUCUGGGGAUCUUAAUGUCAAAGACUUCACUAACAUCAAAGGUUUAUGGUUGAUAUUUACACAUUUAACCACCAUACAUCCAUAUUUUUAAAAUGUCUUUUAGGCAGAAAAUGCAUAAUUUAAAAGUCGAUAUGCAGCAACGUGCACACUAGUCAGUCACACACCUGCAGAUAAUAAUACAAGGUGCGCACUUGGUCAGUCAGUUGAGAAUAUGUAGCUUUUGAUUUGAACAUUUUCAUAGAGUGGGAGGAUAAUAUGCUCUGCACAAUAGAUAGACUUAUACAUUAACAAUUGUGAGAAUAUUGUAGUCAAAAUCCCAACCCAGAUUCGAACUCUUGGACAGGUGACUGUCAAUUGCUGCACACCGCAGGCUAUCACCAGCCAGCCUUAACGCACUGCGCCACAGAACUGAUGGCGUUGAUGAGUGAAUAGGGGGUAAAUAAUAGUACACAAGAGUACACAACUGUUUCACCAGCACAUUUGAAUGACAUAUGUUUAAAAGUUAAUUCAAAGCAUUCGUUAAGUUACAAGGUCAGUCAUUUUGAACCAAUUAAUUAACUUGAUGACACUGAAUAAAGAAAAACAGAGAUGAUUCACGGAUUAAACUAAGGUAGUCCAUCAUUAAUUCUCUGUUAUUUGCAGGUGUGCCAGUCCACGUUACUAUACGUCAUUAACCACCUUAGUCCAGACUACUGAAGUUUGGAAACUAUCAUGGUCCAAACUUACAAAGUACUAUGUAAGUAUGAUGGUUUUGGGAAACAGUUGUAACAUAGAUGUUGGUUAGUUGAGCGAUGCAUCGUACCAUGUUAUUAAAAAGGCUGGUUAUGUAAGUAAGUAAGUAAACUAUAUGAUCAUGUGUGAUGGCGGAAUGAACAUGGACUUAUAGUCCAACACCAAUAGCUGGAUGGUGCUGGUUAUUAGAAAUGGCCACAAACAAAUGACCAGAUGUUACAUUUUCACCAUUAAGCUAAUUAAAUGACUUGACGUAACACAGAGAAUCUACUUUACAAUAUCUUUGUUGUUUCCUGCUAUUUCCACUUUUAAUAACUGGCUAAAAUGUUUGUCAUGCAAAAUUAUCCUACUUUCAUAUUUCAAUAUGUGGCUGUGUAAUCAGUGCCAACUCAAAGGGUAGCUCUUAGUGCCAGCUAAGCGUACUGUAUAUGAAUGAUUCAGUCAUACACUCAAAUAGGGUCUUUGAAAGACCAGUUUUUAUUUUUCAUUUGAAAAAGAGUCUAAUGCCUGUAUUUGUGCUAUAUUAUGACACACGCAUACAAGAAUAAACUGUUUUGUAAUAAGACACUAUUAAGAUUCAUUGAUGAUUGCAG